CCCAUAGCUCUGCUGUUCCUCUCCAAAUUUUUGCAUUAGUGUGGCUAUGUUAAAUUUACAAUGUUAAAUGUAAUUUGGCCUACUCUGCAUAGGGUGGGGGCAGGGGCGGACUGACAACUCAUGGGGCCCCCGGGCAAUAGGGGAUCAUGGGGCCCUGUGUCCUUGCCAAAACUCAAAAAAGCCUAUGAAAAAGGUACCAGAGGCAUCUCAUGGGGCCCCCUACUGACCCGGGCCCUCGGGCAGUGCCUGAGUUUCCAAAUGGUCAGUCUGCCCCUGGGU
This is a messenger RNA of Staurois parvus, 279 nucleotides long. The record is from the annotation of a GenBank genome assembly. NCBI's taxonomy places the organism in Eukaryota, Metazoa, Chordata, Amphibia, Anura, Ranidae.